Molecule: messenger RNA, 1243 nt
Organism: Aspergillus aculeatinus CBS 121060
Lineage: Eukaryota; Fungi; Ascomycota; Eurotiomycetes; Eurotiales; Aspergillaceae
Product: DUF1774 domain-containing protein
Exons: 4
Coding region: 1-867 (288 amino acids)
Source: RefSeq, a predicted model, not a curated record
AUGGCUCCUUAUAAUCCAUUCGCCAGACAUGAGUCCCAUAGCCGGUCGACCUUGACUGCCUACCGCAUUCUCGUUCCUUUGUCCUGGUUGCUGGUGUUGAUUGUCGGCAUCUACUAUUCCUCCAACUCGCCCGAUGAUGUGAAGCAUGGCCAUUCCAUUUGGAAGCAAGCCAACAAGCAUAUCACUGCCUUCAGCUUGAGUCCUAUCAUCACACGCAUCUACUGGGUCAUCCUUCUUAUCUCUCAGGUCGGCUACGUCUAUCAUCUCUUCUCGAGGGAUGCUGUACUGGUUACCGGCGCAGCGAACGUGGGAACCCACUUCAUUCUCAACAACCUGUUCACCUUUGCCUGGAUUCUUCUGUGGACCCGCAGCCAUUUCUGGGGAGCGGAAAUCAUCCUGAUUGCGCACUUCAUCAACCAACAUGCGACGUACUGGCGCCACCGCACCCUGAGCCCGCUUGCUCACCUGUCCGCUGUCGCGGCUCCUUUCGCCUGGACCCUCAUCGCGCUCUUCUGGAACGGAGCCGUUGCUGUCAACAGCAACAGCCUGCCCGCUAGGAUCGUUGCAAACAUCUUCAUCUGGGUGCUGUUCGCCGUGGGAUCCGGUCAUAUUCUCGUUGCCCAGGAUGACCUCCUCGGUUAUAGUUUGAGUCUGCUGACGCUUGCACUUGCGGUCAAGCAAGUUGGUGUCAAGGUGAUCUCGUUGCAGUGGAUCUUCGCCAUCGUCAUUUUCGCCAUCUUCUUCGUGGAAUCCCUCUACAUCUCCAUGACCAAGUACACCGGCCGCAAUGUGCUGCUCCGUAGAACUGGAGAGUCCGGUACCACUGACCGUGAAAGAGAGCCUCUCCUUAACGAGCCCACGGCCUGAAUAUAGGUGCUGUCCACCUGUGUUCCAAUGUCACCAGGAACACUCGCUGGCCUGUAGUGCUGGCCGUGGUCAAAAUGGAGUUGUCAUCGAAAAAAGAGAUGUUUCGCGCAGAUGGUGUUUCUCUUCCACUUCUACGCCACUUUUGUGGUCGCCUUAAACGGAUGUGAUUCAUGAUGGGGUCUGGUGUUGUAAUGUUGACUAUGGUCAGAUGUCUAUUGUUUCUCUAGUGGAUCUUCCCUCCCAUGUACAUUUGUUAGCAGUUGUAGCAUGGCGUUUCUUUUCCAUGGGUCCGCUGGGUGAGUUUGUCUCGGUUCGGUCGAUCUGUCCCCACUGUAUCCUCUCUUUAGUCUCAAAUUGAAAGUGAUUUGGUAAUGAC